AUGUCUGCCUCUUCCAGUCGAUCGAUCAACCUCCUGCGUGUCGGAAACCUUCGUGAUGAUGACCCCUGUCCACCUUGCGAUUGUCAAGACGCAUUAAGCGUGGAAAGGACUGCCUGGAUCGACGAUAAUGUAGCUCGCAGGUUUUGGAACCGCAAAAACUCUUUGGUGAGUAUUCCUUUUGUUUACUUACACCGUAUUUGUUAUUUUGAGCUGGGAAUGUACACAUUUUCAUUAAUUGCAACCCUAACCCUAACUCUGGUUUUCCCUUUUAAUCAGUUAGCUGAAGGUCCAAAAUGCAAGUUCUUUAUGUGGAAAGACAAAGAAAUGGAGGAGGGUUGCUACAAAGAACAACUUCACAAGAUGAGGUUUGAGCUGAAAAGGAAAGAAGAGUUUAGUGAAGUUUCGAACGUUCAAAAGAAGUUGGUUAAGUUGCAGCAAGCUAUGGAAGCAGAUAAGCAAGUGUUUGAGACACAGUUGAUGGAGUUGAUGAAGCAAAACAUAAUGUUGAAGUGUGGGAUCUUUAUUAUGGUAAUUGUAGUCAUUUCCAUGUGGUUGAAAUGGCCUUGA
Molecule: messenger RNA, 567 nt
Organism: Lactuca virosa
Lineage: Eukaryota; Viridiplantae; Streptophyta; Magnoliopsida; Asterales; Asteraceae
Source: the annotation of a GenBank genome assembly